AUGUUGACAAAUUUUUUUUUUUCACCCUUUCAGUUAUUGGGCGGUGCUUGCUUCAGCCACGGCCCUUACACAUUUUAUAAGGCGGUAAGAAUAGGUAACGGUCGCGUCCUUCGUCUCGGCAGUUUCUUCCUGACGAAACUGUGGAGCGAUGCCGACCUUGUCAGCAUUGGCGAGCUUCAACUGCUGUGGAUGGACAAUCGUGGACCGAAUCAGCCUUUGGCGUCUUUACGGCUCUAUUUCCUACCUGAAAAUACGCCGGAUGGCAGGAGAGACACGCACGGAGAGGUAUGACGCAUCAAGUUUAAUGUUUGCUACUUUAAGAAAAAUAGAUUGCGCGCCACGCGCAAAAGCUCCUUCUACCGAGAGAUAAUGGGACCAACAUAAAUCAACGUGAUGUUUACGGGAAGUUGAGACACGUACGUUUUGUCAGACCGCAAUUUUGCGGGCUUUAGGUCACUUCAAUUAGGUCACUUUAACGUUUUAUUAUACUGUUUGAAUAUUCAGGUCGGAAGUCCGACUUCGUCGAUACGCUUAAUUUUGCAAAUUGUGCAUAUCGUUACGAUGACUAGAUAAAAAAAAAAAAAAAAGAUUCUUAAGGAUUUUAUUGCGCUCGUAUCGGUGAAAUAUUAAACGCUAUUUAUUUUUGGAGCGGAAUAUCGCGAUAACAUAGAAUGCAGGUAGAAUUCGUUGAAACGAAAUAAUUAGUUUAUUAGUCAUCGAAAUGUUUGUAUAAUUUAAAUCGGACGUCGAGCACAAUCGCAGCGAGGCCGAAGUAAAGAUUAAAUGCAAGCAAUUGCAUCAUUCUCGAUUAGUCACGUCGACGUCGACGUCGACGUCGAUGUCGACAGGCCGGGAUUUUAAUUACAUCCAUCAAAAUUAUUAUUAUCAAUUGAUCGUUAUACUUUUUGGGCCGUUGGUACGUGUUGCGAUUUAGUAUACCAAUUUCGUAUUAACUUCGAUUAACAAAAUACACGGGGCCGCGUCGCAAUAAUAAUUUCCCUAAAUACAAAUUAAUUAUUCCAUCUACGUGGCGUCGUUUCCGCGGAAUAUUCGCUGUAUCGAGCAAGUUUAUUCACGGACUGGCAGUAUUAUCAACCCGGGAAUAGUGCACUACUUGAUUGCAUGUUGCAUUUAAACUACAUUCAAGCAGUAUCUUAUUUGAUUUUGAAAAUGAAUUGCGAGGCAACAGCGUAGCAUUAUUGUUACAAAAGGAAA
This is a messenger RNA of Pogonomyrmex barbatus (red harvester ant), 1215 nucleotides long. RefSeq lists its product as uncharacterized. Gene Ontology annotation, biological process: regulation of transcription by RNA polymerase II. Gene Ontology annotation, cellular component: nucleus. Lineage: Eukaryota; Metazoa; Arthropoda; Insecta; Hymenoptera; Formicidae. The record is from RefSeq and is a predicted model, not a curated record. Gene Ontology annotation, molecular function: transcription cis-regulatory region binding.